GUUGCUAUGGGCAACUGGGCAACUUUUCCUUUGCACAGGUUUUGCCAUUGUACUGGAGCCACACUGAAUGGAGCAAGUCUUCUUCUUCAGGCCUGCAGCUUAUUGUGAAUACAACCCUAGGAGGCUGAGGGAGAUUGAAUGAUUUCUAAUAGUAAAAAGGAUUACUCCCCCGCAAAGAAACAUGAGGGUCCUUCUUAUUUUGGGAGUAGCUCUACUUUUCACGUUGGCCUUUGCGGAUCAUCAUAAGGGCGGGCCGAAACAUGACAAGGAUGAUCAUGAUGAUCACAAACAUGAUCAUGACCACCAUGAUGACCAUGACCACCAUGAUGACCAUGACCAUGAUCAUAAACACCACCAUCACAAGAAAGGGGAACGCCAUGGCAGAAAGCACCACCAUCACCACAAUGAGUCCUUAUCCUGCCACAAGAUAGCUCCAUACAAUUCUAAAUUCACCUUUGACCUGUAUCGGCAGGUAGCUCUGGAUCAUCCUUCUGAGAACAUUGUAUUUUCUCCUAUUAGUAUCUCUACUGCGUUUGCUUUUCUGUCCCUCGGUGCUAAGGGUCAAACCCACUCACAGAUCAUUGAAGGAUUGGGCUUCAACACUUCUGAGAUCUCAGAGCAAGAAAUCAAUGAAGGCUUCCACCAUCUUCUGCAUCUCCUGAAUGAUGCAGACAGAGAGCUUCAGCUCAGUGGUGGGAACGCUCUCUUCAUUUCCAAGGAACACAAGAUUCUCCAGACGUUCUUAGAUGAAGCCAAGAAAGUCUACCACUCAGAAGCAUUUUCUACUGAUUUCAAAAAUACUGAAGAAGCCAAAAACCAGAUCAAUAGUUAUGUGGAGAAGAACACCCAUGGCAAGAUCGCUGAACUGCUGGACAGUGUAGACCAGGACGCCAUAUUUGUCCUUAUCAACUACAUUUAUUUCAGAGGGAAGUGGGAAAAUCCAUUUGAUGAGAGAUUCACAAAGGAAGGAGAUUUUCAGGUCAAUAAGGACACCACUGUGAAGGUGCCUUUCCUGUUCAGAACGGGAGUGUACAAAGUGGCUUUUGCUGAUGAGGCCACCGUGGUCUCCAUUCCUUAUAAAGGAGAUGCCAGCGCCUUGUUCAUCCUGCCAAAAGAAGGAAAGUUAUCUGAGAUAGAACAGAAUUAUGGUAAAGAAUUAAUUUUCAAGUGGAAAAAAUCAAUGAACAAACGGUUGAUCGACUUAUUCCUCCCCAAAUUCUCGGUCUCUGGUACUAUCAACCUUAAAAAUACAUUAAGUAAAUUUGGUGUAGUAGACGUCUUCUCAGAUAACGCUGAUCUUUCCAAUAUUACUGGAGAAGCCAACGCAAAGAUUUCAAAGGCCAUCCAUAAAGCUGUGCUCACUGUGGAUGAGAAGGGGACAGAAGCGGCCGGCUCCACAGCCCUUGAGGCCAUCCCCAUGAUGCUUCCUCCUCGCGUUGAAUUUAAUCGCCCCUUUAUAUUUUCAUUGUACGACUACAAAACCAGAAGUGUUCUUUUCACGGGAAGAAUUGUCAACCCACAGAAAUGAUUUGCUCCAUAACUUUUUUCAUACAGUAAAAUAUAAUGAUUUGCCCAUUUUGUAGUUUUUUGUUUUUAUUUCAUAU
Molecule: messenger RNA, 1604 nt
Organism: Hyla sarda
Lineage: Eukaryota; Metazoa; Chordata; Amphibia; Anura; Hylidae
Product: alpha-1-antitrypsin-like
Exons: 6
Coding region: 182-1528 (448 amino acids)
Biological process (GO): negative regulation of endopeptidase activity
Molecular function (GO): serine-type endopeptidase inhibitor activity
Source: RefSeq, a predicted model, not a curated record